AACCAGGAUUUAUUUUUGUUGAAGUAUGGCUACGGGAGUCUACCAUUCUUCAAUGCACAGAGCCUAUAGAGACAGAGCUGCGCUCAUAUUGAAAGAUAGGCCGGAUAUUUAAAAGGGUGUUCAAUUCUAUGCAAAUAAUUCAUUUUACAAAGUGGGAUUAUAUUCCAAUGUAUUACAAACCAAGACCUUGACGAAGUUCAAGGGAUCAUCAUUCAUGGAAAUGAGGAUUCUAAUGAAGAUUAAGGUAUUUCUAUGGCGGGGGCUUCUGCUUUCCUUCGUCCUGGUGAAGACAAUAGAAGCGCAGACGCGCUACACCAUCCCCGAGGAGCUGAAUGUGGGAUCCGUUGUUGGGAAUAUAGCUAAGGAUCUGGGUUUGCAAGUGUCUGAGAUUUCCGAUCGUAAACUUAGAAUAGCUUCCGAGGGUGGUAAGCAGUAUUUCAGUGUGGAUUUGGGAAAAGGCGAGCUCUUUGUUAAUGAGAGGAUAGACAGAGAAAGUCUGUGUGGAGGAAAUGCCAAUUGUCUGUUGCCUUUAGAGGCUAUUAUAGAAAACCCACUACAGUUGUAUCGUGUUGAGAUCGAAAUACAGGAUAUAAAUGACAAUUCCCCAGUAUUUCAAAGCAAUAUAAAUGUUUUAAAUAUUGCGGAGCACACACUACCAGGCGCAAGAUUUCGUUUAGAAUCAGCACAGGACCCCGACGUUGGCUCCAAUUCUUUACGCACAUAUACACUUAGUAAAAAUGAACAUUUUGUGCUAGAUAUUAAAACAAAUAAAGAUGGGUCAAAAGUAUCCGAAUUGAUUUUAGAAAAGGUAUUGGACAGAGAAAAACAGUCCGUACACAGCCUGCUUCUAACAGCUGUAGAUGGUGGAAAUCCUGCUAGAUCAGGCACAGCGGAAAUUAUUAUUCGGGUACAAGACAUAAACGAUAAUGCACCCAUAUUUGAGGAAAGUGGAUAUGAUAUCCAAGUGGUUGAAAAUACACAACCAGGAACUAUCGUUGUCACUGUAAAAGCAGUCGAUCGUGAUGAUGGAGUCAAUCGUGAGAUCGUUUACUCAUUUGGUCCACACACCUCAGAGUUGCUACAGAACCUUUUAUCUGUUGAUCCCCAAACUGGCGAAAUAAAGGUUAAGGGAGAGAUAGAUUAUGAAGAGAGAAAUUCGUUUAAAAUGGAUGUUCUUGCCACAGACAAAGGCAUUCCACCAAUGCAAGGCCUCUGUACUAUUCAUAUUGAAAUUAUGGAUUUGAAUGACAAUUCCCCAGAAAUAAUUUUAAAGUCUCAGCCUAGCCCUGUUCGUGAAGACGCGCCUGUUGGAACAGUUGUAGCUUUGAUAAGUGCCAAGGACAUAGACUCUGGAGAGAAUGGCAAGGUCUACUUGAAUAUAGCGCCAGGCUUACCAUUUAAAUUGAAACAUUCUGUAUCUAACAACUACGCUUUGGUUACGGACUCCAGUUUGGAUAGAGAAACAAAUCCAGAGUACACUUUCGAAAUUAAAGCUUCUGACUCCGGAACACCGUCUCUCAACUCCAGAAAAACAAUCAAUGUUCGUAUUUUGGAUGUCAAUGACAACCCUCCAGUUUUCUCCCAGCCCUCUUACACUGUUUAUGUCAGAGAGAACAAUGCUGCUGGAUCAAUAAUGUGUUCAGUGUCCGCUUCAGAUCCAGACAUAGGAGAAAAUGCCAAGAUAUAUUUUUCUAUAUUAGACUCUAAAGUGCAAGACGUGUCUGUCUCCUCCUAUAUUUACAUAAACUCAGACAACGGCAGCAUCUACAGCAUGCAUUCGUUUGACUAUGAGAAACUGAAGGUGUUUCAGAUCCAGGUACAGGCAAAAGACCACGGCUCUCCGUCUCUGAACAGCAACGCCACAGUUCAUGUUUUUAUUCUGGACCAGAACGACAAUGCUCCCGCUGUUAUUUACCCAUCCGCUGUCAUGGGCUCUGUCUCCCAUCAGAAGAUGCCCCGGUCCGCUAAAGCAGGCCACCUCACAACUAAGAUAUCGGCAGUGGACGCAGACUCGGGCCAUAACGCCUGGAUUUCCUAUAGGCUAGCGGAGGCCACAGACUCGUCUCUGUUCAGUGUGAAUCUUUACACAGGGGAGGUGAGGACUAAACGCCCUGUUUCAGAGCAGGAUGACUCAUCUCAGAGUCUGCUUAUAGAGAUAAAGGACAAUGGGGAACCGGCCCAGUCCACCACAGUCACAGUCAACAUACUGUUAGAGGACGGGCUCCACGAACCCAUCUCGGAUUUCCGCCAGAAAACAGCGGAGCCCAUCAUGAGAAACAGUAAAAUCACCUUUUAUUUGAUCAUCUCCCUGGCCUCAGUGUCUGUGUUGUCUUUGUUGACUUUUCUCAUUUUAGUGGCGAAGUGCGUUAGAAACAGUAGGAAUAGCUCGAGUUGCUGUAUCAGACGGGCUGAUUCUGACGGAUACAAGAAUCCCAACAGAAACCUGCAGCUCCAGCUCAAUACUGACGGCCCUAUUAAGUAUGUGGAGGUCCUGGGAGGGGACAUGUUGUCUCAGAGCCAGUCCUUCAGGUCGUGUCUCUCUCCAGUGUCAGAGUUCAGUGAUUUCACCCUCGUUAAGCCCAGUAGCACCACUGACUUGAAGGAGAUGAUCAACGUGCUUGAUGCAUCAUUACCUGAUAGCGCGUGGACGUUCGAGAGCCAGCAGCAAAAACCACCCAACAAUGACUGGCGCUUUACCCAGCAGGGACAAAGACCUGGACCCAGUGGACAGUACACAUUGGUGCCCCACUACUCUACGCACAGAUCCAAUAACACUGGCACUACUGACCGGCUGAAUAAUGGCACGUACAGGUACAGCACCAGCACCCAGCAGAGAUGGACACCGUACGGCAAGGCGAGAGCCGGCCCCCAUCCUGAGGGGGCAGGUGGUGCCGUAGUUGGAACAGGACCCUGGCCCAACCCCCCCACUGAGGCUGAACAGCUCCAGGCUCUGAUGGCUGCUGCCAACGAGGUGAGUGACGCGACAGCAACCCUUGGCCCUCGCUACAAUGCCCAGUUCCCCAUGCAGCAUGUGCCCGAUUACCGCCAGAACGUCUACAUCCCCGGCAGCACGGCCACCCUGACGGCCAACCCCCAGCAGAUGAUGCCCCAGCAGGCCUUGCAGGGCCCACCUCAGGUCAUACCCCAGGUGGACAUCCCCAACGCUGGCCAGACCCCCGCCAGCAAGAAGAAGUCCACCAAGAAGGACAAGAAGUAAGCCAAGCUAACACCAAGCCCCAUCGCCACAGAAACCAAGACCCUGCCCCCCCAUACUACAGAGUAUCCUCUCUCAUUGGAAGCCUUGAUCUUUGUUUUUCUUAAACCAUUCAAUCUGAUAGUCCCAGCAUUUUGGAUGUUAGUGAGCAUAUGUCACUUUGCAAAUGUUUGUUAUGGGCAUUCACUGUACUUCUUGCUUCUAUGGUCAUCACAGCUUACUUCAGGCAGAGGUUAUUGGUGUGUUGUAUGUGGGGUGGGAGGGGGAGGAAGACUACAUUAGAUGUGUAUUGGAUCCAGAUGGAUUUCAGGGACCUGGAAUUCAUGUAGUGACCUAGCUCUGUAUUAUAGCAUUCUAAAGAAAAUCAAAAAAAAAAAAAACAAUCUAAUGGUUUGUUUUAUUAAACCAUUUGAUGUUUCUCGAAAAUGACAAGUAGUUGCUUCUUAUGGUGACACAAAUUACACGUACACCUUUUUGUUAGGCUUCUUUAGAGAACUUGUUUUAGCUCUUUUAAGGGAUGAAAUAGACAAGACGCAUGAUUCAUCCUUAAGAUGAAGAACCACAGAAGAUUACACUAACAUACAUUUGAAGAAAGAGACUAGCUCAAUUUCAUCACAAAAGUACCAAUGUCAUGAGAAUGCAUACUGUAGCGUUAACAUUUUAAAAUGCCUCUAAGGUUCAAUUUAGUUAUUUGACUAGUAAGCAAAAUAACAGAUGCUGAUUUAAUGUUACUUACAAUGGUGACCAUCAAAGUAUAUCCAGCUGCUUUUUAAAAUCUUGCCCAAGCAGGAUUCUGUGGUUAUUUAGAUCAUUUGAGCCACGAUUGUAACCUUUUUCCAUCAUUAUUGGUAGAAUCCUGUAGAGUGGCAUUAAAGCUUAACUUUGUUCAUAUAAUGUAACAUUGUAAAGAUCGAUCAGUGUUUUUUUGACUUAGAACCAGCAUUAUUUAGAUAUUGUGUCAGCGUUGUUGUAACGUUGUAUCAGCAUUAUGCCGGGCUGGCCCUGUGUGAUUGGCUCUGCACUGUGGACUUCUCUAAGGCUCAUAGACAGAGUCCUGUGACCACGUCCCCAGGGUUGGGUGUGUGGUAAGGGCAGAGGGAGGGGAUAGGGUUGCCAGUCUUUGUCCUCUUGCCACAUGUACAGUAUCUCUCCGGCUUUGACAGCCUGUAAAUGUGCUCUCAUCACGUCUUCAGUUCUCAGUCUUAAUUCCUCAGUUCUCUAAGGAGAACCUUGACCAGACCACAUGUUCAGUACACUACAACUCCAUGCACUGGAUGUUCUGUAAGGACAGUUUACAGAAGCCUCUGGAGAAGCCUUGUAGCGGCAUUCAGGGCCAUAUCAGGACCAUGGACAGAGACCACCUCCCGCUCCCCCUCCUAGCAGCAGUCUGGGGCACAGAUAAUGUUUUCAGCCCAUCCUUUAACCUGCCAUCCCCCCAGAUGCACAGACACUCUGCCCCCAUGUAAAUAAGACACAUAGCUAGUCUGUAUGAAUCUUAGAGAGACACAUCACUCUCUCACAACAACCACACAGCUGGCUAGUACUGGAAUGUUUCGAAUAUUUUUCAACUAAAAAAAAUCUGAUUUAAAAAAUGAAAGAAAUAAGUGUUUCAGAUUAAAUGUAGUAGUGUAGUGACUAAGAGUUGAGCUCGCUGACUUAACCAAGCUGUAAAUAAAACUAAAACUUUAAAAGACAGUCGUAGCUAGAGGCUUGUGAAAUUUGUUGUGCAUAUUUUUGUGUUUUCUCUCUAUCGCAUUCUUUCUUUGGUCACUCCAAACUUUAAAGCAUAACACACAACACUUAAAUGUCUUUAAAGUGUGAUUCCAUUUCCCUGUACCUCUUCCUGUGUUUGUGACUUUAAUCAAUUGUUAUGCUACUGGAAUGCCACCCUUGCUCAUAUGAAUAUAAAUAUAUAUGCAUCUUCUGCUGGAAUAAUCCUCUAUAUUCUAUUGUAUUAUCUUUCGUAUUAAAUUGCUUAGCGCUUCUCCCUGUUACACUCUUAUUUUAUACGCUAAUAUUUAUAUUGCUGUUUAUUUGUUUGUUUUUUUGUUUACUCUUUGAACACUGACAUUUCCAAAUAAAAAUGUAUUCUAAAAUCA
Coregonus clupeaformis (lake whitefish) is the source of this 5313-nucleotide messenger RNA. RefSeq names its product protocadherin gamma-C5-like. The record is from RefSeq and is a predicted model, not a curated record. Gene Ontology annotation, molecular function: calcium ion binding. The coding region runs from base 215 to 3217 and encodes 1000 amino acids. Gene Ontology annotation, cellular component: plasma membrane. The transcript is spliced from 6 exons. Lineage: Eukaryota; Metazoa; Chordata; Actinopteri; Salmoniformes; Salmonidae. Gene Ontology annotation, biological process: homophilic cell-cell adhesion.